Molecule: messenger RNA, 2020 nt
Organism: Dunckerocampus dactyliophorus (ringed pipefish)
Lineage: Eukaryota; Metazoa; Chordata; Actinopteri; Syngnathiformes; Syngnathidae
Product: protein-L-isoaspartate O-methyltransferase domain-containing protein 2
Exons: 7
Coding region: 387-1619 (410 amino acids)
Biological process (GO): protein modification process
Cellular component (GO): cytoplasm
Molecular function (GO): protein-L-isoaspartate (D-aspartate) O-methyltransferase activity
Source: RefSeq, a predicted model, not a curated record
AAGCCGCUCAACUUCCAGCUCACCCGGAAUGAAUAGCGGAGUAGAAUGGACAGAAAGCUCACAUUCGACAGUGACUAGUGCUGUUUAACUACGAAGAAAGAAGAGCGGAAAGAAGAGGGGGAACAAAGCAAUUGUACGAUAUGACGCGGGACGGCUGACAAUUACGACCAAAACGAAUGCGCCAAAUGAAUGGGCUCUGCUCGAGACGUUAAAUCCGGAAACGUCUGCGCUGUACGUGCUGUACGUGUGACGUCAGAGCGUCAGCUGGCCCAAUGUUUACAUCCGGCAGUGGUGUGUUACUGACUGGAUCCCCGAAACAACAGGAGGCUGGUCACAAAGGAAAGCACAGUCACAGACAAGAUCCAUCAGCGGUUCGUUAAGGCAUCAUGGGCGGAGCUGUGAGUGCCGGGGAGGACAAUGAUGACCUGAUUGACAACCUGAAGGAGGCUUAUUACAUCCGCUCAGACCUGGUAGAGCGGGCUUUUCGUGCCAUUGAUCGCGCCGACUAUUACCUCGACGAAUACAGGGAGAACGCCUACAAGGACUUGGCCUGGCGACAUGGGAACAUUCACCUGUCAGCUCCAUGUAUCUACUCAGAGGUGAUGGAGGCCUUGGACCUCCACCCUCGUCUCUCCUUCCUUAACCUUGGCAGCGGGACGGGCUAUCUCAGCACCAUGGUGGGCCUCAUACUGGGACCAUUUGGAGUGAAUCAUGGGGUGGAGUUACAUGCUGAUGUGAUAGAAUAUGCCUACCAGAAGCUCGACUCCUUCAUCAAAACCAGUGACAGUUUUGACAAAUUUGAGUUCUGCGAGCCAUCCUUUGUGGUGGGCAACUGUCUGGAGAUCCCGCCGGAGAGCCGUCAGUAUGACAGAGUGUACUGUGGGGCAGGGGUGCAGAAGGACCAUGAGGACUACAUGAAGAACCUGAUCAAGGUUGGGGGCAUUCUGGUGAUGCCUCUUGAGGAAAAGCUGACCAAGAUCACUCGCACAGGACCAAACAGCUGGGAGACCAAAAAGAUCAUUUCAGUGUCCUUUGCUCCUCUAGUGCUGCCCAAACUCAACAUUAAUGGCAAACCCAAGGCUGUCCCAUUACCAAAGUAUGAGGUACAGACAUUACAGGAGCUCGCUCGUUUCUGCAUCCGACACACUCUCCAAGUGACCACAGAUAGAGAAAGCCAAUCACAGACCCGUGGCUCCUCCUUCAGCGUGGGCAGGGGUCUGGCUGUGGCCGGGCUACACAAGUACGGCCCUCGCUUCAAGCGCCGCCGUGUUCAUCGACGCCGCUGCAACGCCCCCGUCCUGGCCACCCAUCAGGUCGUCGGCAGCAGUAUGAGCCCUGCAUCUCUGGACAGCAACAACAACCAGGGAGGGAGGAUGGAGGAUGAAGAGGAGGCGAGGAGAGAAAUGAGAGGGAGCAGGAGGUUGGGUAGGGGAUCAAGAGCGGUCAUGGUGGAGGAAGAGAUGGUGGAAGAAGAGGCUGAAGAAGAGCAGGAGGAGGAGAAAGAGACGGGAGAGCUUCUCCGAGUCCAGCCUGCUAUUAAUGUGCUGAGAGAGAGGAUCCUGGGCCUGCCUCUGCCUGAGCCUCUGAAGAGGUUCCUCUUGUACUACAGAAACAAGUGAGCUGGUCCUGAGUCAGCGCAAACAAGCCAGCAGAGACUGAAGCAUCCCUCCCACUUAUAGAAGGUAGGACAACAUGUCUGACUUCACCUGUCUGCCUGAUGGAUCUAUGUGUAGAUUAUUCCUAUACCCAACAUGUUUGAUCAUUGUGCAGUUGUGAUUUGCUGCUGAAUGUAUAUAAUCAUGGAAAUUUUGUAUGAAGUAUCAAGCUUUGGUGAGAAUAAACUGGUCUUUGUUUUUUUGUAAAUUGAGCUGUAUUAUUGACUGCUGUAAUAAAGUGGGUAAUACAAAAGACAGUCCACUUGUAAAAGUGACUAUUUUCACCAUUGAAGACUGCAACAACUGCUCAGGAAAUGAAUGCUGAAACGCCUUAGAAGUUUGUCCGACAAUCAUUUAUCGGUGGG